This is a messenger RNA of Paramormyrops kingsleyae, 2925 nucleotides long. RefSeq names its product nuclear receptor subfamily 4 group A member 2-like. Gene Ontology annotation, molecular function: RNA polymerase II cis-regulatory region sequence-specific DNA binding; zinc ion binding; nuclear glucocorticoid receptor binding. Gene Ontology annotation, biological process: dopaminergic neuron differentiation; regulation of transcription by RNA polymerase II; central nervous system neuron differentiation. The record is from RefSeq and is a predicted model, not a curated record. Lineage: Eukaryota; Metazoa; Chordata; Actinopteri; Osteoglossiformes; Mormyridae. Gene Ontology annotation, cellular component: transcription regulator complex; nucleus.
CGGACAGAGCUGUGCGAAAGCCGUUCUUACUCUGUGACUUAUUACAUUCGCUGUUGGUUUGGGGCUUUAUCUGCGCAUGAGCUGGAGAUCCAAGAACACAAGCUAACCUUUAUGGAUAAGCAACAACCAUUCUCCUAAUGAAAAUAUAAGCACCGAAGGAAACCUGUGCUACCUUGAAAUUUGACUCAAAUAGCACAGACGACAUCUAACAUUGUCCACUUCCUAGUGUCAUCGAACAGCAGUCAUUCGCCUGAAGACAUGCCCUGCGUUCAGGCACAAUAUGGGUCAUCACCUCAAGGAGCAAGUCCCGCUUCCCAAAACUACAGCUACCACACCGCUGGAGAAUAUAACUGCGACUUUCUGACGCCUGAAUUCGUCAAGUUUAGUAUGGACCUGACUAACACUGAAAUCGCGGCUACGACGUCUCUUCCCAGUUUCAGCACCUUCAUGGAUAACUACAACGCUGGGUACGACGUCAAGCCCCCUUGUCUGUACCAAAUGCCGCAUUCCGGGGAGCAGUCGUCCAUUAAAGUGGAAGAUAUUCAGAUGCACGGUUACCACCAGCAGAAUCACCUGCCGUCGCACUCGGAGGAUGUGAUGCCUCAUUCGGGAUCGCUGUUCUACAAGCCUUCUUCGCCCCACACUCCAACGACGCCAAACUUUCAGGUUCAGGCGAACCACUUGUGGGACGAUUCUCCCUCCCUUCACGGUUUCCACCAGAAUUAUGUGGCGACUACCCACAUGAUAGAUCAGCGCAAGACCCCGGUGUCGCGUCUUUCCCUGUUCUCCUUCAAACAGUCUCCGCCCGGAACCCCGGUACCGAGCUGCCAGAUGAGAUUCGACGGUCCCCUUCACCUGUCUGUGAGCCCCGACGCUUCAAUGGCUCACCGUGCCUUAGAGAGCCAAAACUUUGCUGUUCCCGGCACUAUCAGGAAACAGGCUGGUCUGGGCUUCCCUCAUUCUAUUCAACUCGGCCAUGGGCACCAUUUGAUGGACAGGCAGAUGCCUUCGCCGCCGCCCAGGGGAUCACCGUCCAACGAGGGUCUCUGCGCUGUUUGUGGGGACAACGCCGCUUGUCAGCAUUAUGGAGUGCGCACUUGUGAAGGCUGCAAAGGGUUUUUUAAGCGCACUGUUCAGAAAAAUGCUAAAUACGUGUGUCUGGCAAAUAAAAACUGCCCCGUUGACAAACGCCGAAGAAACAGAUGCCAAUAUUGUCGCUUCCAGAAGUGCCUUGUUGUAGGAAUGGUAAAAGAAGUCGUUCGGACGGCGAGUCUUAAGGGGCGAAGAGGCCGUCUGCCCUCCAAACCGAAACCUCCACCAGAGCCAUCGCCACCUUUACCGCAAGUCAGUCUUAUUAGUGCUCUGGUAAGAGCUCACGUGGAUUCGAACCCCUCCAUGUCCGGGCUGGAUUACUCCAAAUUUCAGGCAAAUCUCGACUACCAAAUAAGCGGAGAUGACACGCGGCACAUUCAGCAGUUCUACGAUCUCCUGACGGGCUCCAUGGAGAUAAUCCGAGGGUGGGCGGAGAAGAUCCCCGGAUUCCCUGAUCUCCCCAAGCAGGACCAAGACCUCCUUUUUGAGUCAGCAUUCCUGGAACUCUUUGUCUUGCGACUAGCGUACAGGUCCAAUCCAAUGGAAGGGAAGCUAAUUUUUUGCAACGGGGUGGUUUUGCACAGACUCCAGUGUGUCCGAGGAUUUGGCGAAUGGAUAGACUCGAUAGUGGAGUUUUCCUCCAACCUUCAGAGCAUGAACAUCGACCUUUCUGCAUUCUCUUGUGUAGCAGCCCUGGCCAUGGUGACAGAGAGACAUGGGCUGAAAGAGCCCAAGAGAGUUGAAGAACUUCAAAACAAGAUUGUAAAUUGUCUGAAGGAACAAGUGACAUUUAAUGGUGGCAGUGUGAAUCGUCCCAGCUACCUGUCGAAACUUCUGGGCAAACUCCCUGAACUUCGAACGCUGUGCACGCAAGGCCUUCAACGCAUCUUCUACUUGAAACUUGAAGACUUGGUUCCACCACCGGCAAUAAUCGAUAAGCUGUUUCUAGACACAUUACCUUUCUGAACAUCGCGCAAGUGACAUUUUCGGGCUGUCCCCGUCUGUGUUAGGAGUAUUUGAGCUCAGCACUACUGAAUGGAAAUGUAAACAGACAAACAUUUACAACAUUACAUUCUGGUAAUGGAUCAGUUAAAAUAAGCAUGAUAUCACCAAAAUGGAAAAUGGAAGGAAAAUGUGCAAUUCGCCGAUUUAUUUACUGCGUUACGUAAGUCUUUGGGGAAAAGUAUUUACGAAGACUGCAUUUCACUGGGACUGUUGUCAACUAAAGUGAACAUUUUCAUGCAAUCACAUACUUUAUUAUACGUAAAAUAUUUACUGUAUAGACAUGCUAUAGUGUAAUAUAUUCGGUUUAUACAAAAGUAGGCUAUAUAAUGAAUGAACGCCAUGCGUCAAACGCGUCAGUUUAUAAGAAGUGUUUUAUCGUAAAUUGCAAGAUUAAGCUUAGCUUUUAUACUUUGUGCAUAUGUGUUUUGGUCAGGAUUACAGAAGACAGAUUAUUUUAAAACAGAACGCAUGUUGUAGGAUUUAUACAGACCCUUUGCUAUCGAGGUCAAGUCUUUAUUCGUUAUAUCCAGGACACUAUGUAGUCUGAUUCGUAGUGCUGGGGCGGCGUUAAUGUGUGACGACGUAACUCGUUUAUAUAUAUAUAUAUAGGUAAAAGGGUCAUGGUGUUUGUAUAUUUGUCCAACAUUCCUUGUUUGUAUGUGUCGUAUGUACUGUUGCUGUUGAAUAUAAAAGUUUUUAUAUUUAUUAUUCUCUUGUCAAGUGCUACAUUUUGCAUGCUUACAGUGAAAAAUCUAGAUAAUCACGGUUGGCUCGAAACCUUUGAACUUUUGUUUUGACAAAUCAGCUGUGACGCCGUACUAUUUUGGA